ACAGUUGCGGAAACUUGAAAAUACGAAACUUGAGGGGUUUUAGAAAGUCAACUAGGUAAACGGGAAUUUUUCUCGACGUGUUUCUUUACAUCGCGAUUCUGCACAGAAGCAGUUCACCAAUAUCGAUCGUGUCAAUCAUUUCUAUUCAUGUCUUCCGCACCGUACGAGGAGGGGAAUAAACAUCUGCAAAACGGUUGAUUUUUAAUGAAUUACGUUUCCCGCGUUCUCAAUUUCGAACAGUUGGCAGCCCCUAUCGAGUGCAUGGGAAGCAGUGGGAAGCAUACAAGCAGCGGUAGAUCAGGCACAAAGGCUGCCAGUCUUACGGACUUUAGAGUGAAGGAAAAGGGUGCCGAAAUUUGGAGUAUUCUGCUAUGCCGGCUCGAGCUUACACUGGGAUCCCGUAAGACUAGCCGAUGUACAGGCUCGAUAAAGUAGCGGUGCUAAAGGCAGUCGACUCCGCUCGACACGGACGCACGGGGGCGGGGACCGGAAAUCAGAGUCGACUGGUAUCGCAGGGUGAUGAUAACAGAGCGGCUAGGGUAUUACAAAUGUGGGAAUAAACGGUGUGCUGUUUCGCUCCUCUCACACCGCCCGGUGCUCCAGGUGUAUCGGGUAAAGGGGUAAACCUUUGUUCGAAAGCUCGCGUGUCGCUCAGGGGAGUUGAGCCGAGCCAAUCGACCGAAGGAAUCAGAGACACUCAAGAAAAUCGAGCCAGCCGUCGCGGCAGCCGCGAGCGGCGAAAACUCAAAACUGUGCGAACGCCGUCCGUGCGGCUGAAAUUCAUCGGCCAUAUUUGACAGAGCAAGAGAGAGACAGAGAGUGAGCGAGCGGGGGAGGAGGAAGAGAAGGCGGAGGAAUAGGAGGAGGGCGAACAAGCAGCAGAAGACUGAUUUGAAGCGAACGAGGUUCUAGGGGGGGCCCGCUUCAAACCGUCCGAAAUUCUCAGGAACGAGAGCUCAAAUCCUUGACGACCUAUCGCGCGAUUCAAAAAGAUCAUCGAGGAGCCGAGGACGUUCGAAUUACGCGGAUAACGGCCGUCCGUCCACCGCGAGCCCCUUUCAUCCCCCCCGUCUCUCUCACUUCCGCUGAUAAAGAGCGCUAACUAAUACGUAUACUCGGAUAAAAAGUAGCGAAGAAGGAGAAAUCGAAACAACUGAAAGAAGCAAGAAAUACAUCGCGCUCCGACGGACUACCCAUCCAAUCACGUUUUUCGUAUUUGAAUGUGGAAAUUCGUGAGACGCGAGUUAUCGAACUUCAGUUUCGGGCGGUGAUUGCGGCAAGAAGCAGGAAGACGAGAGCUGGGCGACCGACCCUUGUACAUAAUCGGGCAUAACAGCCCCGGCGUGUGUAAACUGUGCGUGUUUUCUCUCGGUGUUGUAUAAGUUAGUGCGCGUACGGCAGGCAGACGGGCAGGCAGGCAGGCAGGCAGAGGUUCUCGUUUCCUCUCCGUCGUUAACCAUUUUCCGUACAAACCUCCUCGUACGCCCUUUUCGCAUGGGGUCGAGGAGGUCGGCCGCGCGGCUUGCAAUUAAUCGUGAGAACAACGAUAGGAAAGAUUGAGAGGAGAGAAAAGUAACUGAAAACAUUUACGUGCGUGCGCGCGCGCGUGUGUGUGUGUGUGUGUGUUUCACUUUUUAUACUCAUAUAUGUGACCGUUGCAGUAACGUACUAGCUGUUAUCGUCUGCAAUCGCGAGUAAACGAAUUCUGCGCUGAUACAAUUAGGGUAUUAGGUAUACCAUCCCCCUAAUAAACAUGAGCUGUCAAAGGAAUCCGGGAAAAAUCACAGUGCCGGACGAUCUCCGGGACAUACUCCUCGAGUUCACCAUCAGCUAUCUGCUCGAGCAGCCCGGCGACAUCGUCGAUUACGCCGUCGACUUCUUCACGAGACUCAGGGAGACUCGUCAGACCCAGAUUAUAGCCCCCAGCCAGCAGCAGUCGAAUGCCCAGACGUGCUCAUCGACCCCCGACGAGUCGGUCGACGACGAACCACCGGUGGCGAGGUUCGCGACGAGAAGGAAGAGUGUUUUCGCAGAGACUUACAACCCGGAGGAGGAUGAAGAUGAGGAAGGCAUCAAGAUGGUGCAUCCGAAGAGCGAUCAGCAGCGGCUUAGGUUGGGUGAAAGCGUUAAGACCAUCCUGCUUUUCCGGGCCCUCGACAAGGAACAAAUGGCCGACGUGCUGGACGCGAUGUUUGAGAAAACGGUCGAAACCGGUGAUUAUAUAAUACGGCAAGGGGACGACGGCGAUAAUUUCUAUGUCAUCGAAAAGGGUAAAUUUGAGGUUUACGUCAAGGAUCCGUCAGGUGCUGAUGUCCUGAUACACACCUAUGACAACAGCGGUGCCUUCGGCGAAUUGGCACUGCUCUACAACAUGCCAAGGGCGGCGACGAUCAAGGCCAUCACUCCUGGUACCCUGUGGGCGAUGGACAGGCAGACCUUCCGACGAAUCCUGCUAAAGUCUGCGUACAAGAAACGCAAGAUGUACGAGGAUCUGAUCAAUAAAGUUCCCAUGCUCAAGUCGCUCGAGAAUUAUGAACGCAUGAACCUGGCCGAUGCUCUGGCGCCAAAACACUUUGCCGAUGGCGAGCUUAUAAUAAAGCAAGGCGACAUCGCUGAUGGAAUGUAUUUCGUUGAGGACGGCGUGGUCAAAAUUACUAUUCUCGGUGAUAACGGUAGAGAAGUUGAGAUCAACCGCGUACCUGCCGGUGGCUACCUAGGUGAGUUAGCCCUGGUCACGCACAAGCCACGAGCGGCGUCAGCUUACGCGGUCGGCAACGUUAAGCUGGCAUUUCUGGACGUCGAGGCUUUUGAACGUCUCCUCGGCCCCUGCAUGGAAUUGAUGAAACGAAAUAUCGAGGACUAUGAAGACCAAUUGAUCAAGAUAUUUGGAAGCAAAACUAACAUCUCUGACGUUCGAUGAACAUCUUGAUGUCGACGACGAUUAUUCUUAUUCUUCUUCUUCCAAUAACACCACAACACACAACAACAACAACAACAAAACACGCAACCAUCGGCACAAAAUAUAGGAAAACAUGUAUGCGACAAACUUACUUAAUUAAUUGAUCGACUACAUACGUAUAGAUACAUUAUAGACGUAUAAUCACACUUAGCAUGACUCUAAAAACGUCUAAACCAGAGUAAACUUUAAUCAAAAAAAAUAAAUAAAUAAAAAAAACGAAGAAAAGAAGCAACAAAAAAAAAUUGAAUAAUCUACCACCGGCUUUGUUCAGCACCGAUUUUCAACCGCUACAUGAUCCUGAUAUAUUCUUGUCAAAAUCGCUAUUAUCGGUGUAUAUACAUGUACAUGUACGUACUCUUUCGGAUAAUGACAGAGUAUCAUUCGUCAUUUUAACUCAACAAUACUAUAAUACUUAAUUUAUUAUUUUUAUCUAGUUAUUUAUAUCGUACCCAUUGGGACCUCUCUCACUUUCUCUCUCGCUCUUUUCUCGAGUUAGUUUUAGGUUUCCAUUACUUUUUUUUUCGUUUUUUCAUUUUAUUUUUCAUCCCUAUUGUGUUUAUUACUUGUAUUAUUUCGUAUGAUCAAUCGAUCGUCUGAUCGGUACCCCGUUGUAUAAUAUUCAUUGGCUCUGUAAUGCUAGUAGACAUUAGAUCUGCCUAACUUUGAUUAUUCAGUUCGCUUGUGUGAAAAGUUGACAGUGUAAACAGGAAAGAAAAUACAAAGCACGGUUAUAUUGUACACAUGGUAUAUAACGUUCGAGUAUUAGUAUUAAAUCGUUUUCACGAAUCUCAACUUGGAAUACACGUUUCCAUGUUUUUUUAUCUCAGCAUAAAUUUUCCUCUACAUAACACGCGCGCGUCCUAACAAAACGAUAGUCUUAAUUAUGAAACACUUAUGAGAAAUGUAUAUUUAAGAAAUUUAUUUUCAAAACGGAAGCUACAAAUUCAGGGGGAAAAAAUUAAAGCAAGCCACAGUGAAUAAAUUUCUAUGUUGUUAUAUUCUUAUUUUCUCUUUCUUCUCUGCCUCUCUCCGUCUCUCAAUCUCUCUAGGAUUGAUCGGAGGGUGCGUGAUAUUUGGAAUUAUGAAAAUAAUGGGGCGUUUUUUUGCGUGAAGAGAAACAAGGGAUCAAGAGAGAAAACAAAGCACAGCAGAGGGAAAAAAUAUUAUACAGAAAGAAUUGAGAGUUUCAACAAAACAAUAAGUAGCCAAAGUUUUAAUGUUCAAGUCAAUGCUCAAGUCUUUUUUAAUGUCCAAAUAUUUUUAUUUGUUCUUCAAUCGUUUGGUUCUUACUCUUCCUUCUUGUCGUGUCUCUCGUUUUCAUUCGUCUCAAUUUACUACAACUAUACUUGAAUCCUACGAAACUGAUUCGGGCACAGGCUUUACACAGCGUAUUAAAACGAGCUUCAUCACUUUUUAAACUGAACUAUAAUUGAUAAUGCUCAUGUCGCACAAUACCUUACCAUCGUAAAUAUUAUAAUAUAAGCGAUAAUGCGAAUUUUCACACAAACUCUGUCCACCUUAAUAUUAAACACCCGUGUAUAUCUAAACUAUACUGUACUAUCUAUACAGCACUAUUAUUAAAACUAUUAUUAAACUAAAUUGAUGUCGUGGAAGAGGAUAGAAGAAGUGCAAAGGAAUAAUAUAGGUACAUAUAUUCUGCUGGUGGAAUAAGUAUAUAUUAUCGAAACAAAUAUAUAUAUUUAUUAAUUUUUAAUCACACGCACUUAUGUUUGUGUAUUAUUAUUACUACAAAAACUAAGAGAAAAUAAGAAAGAUAUAUUAUCGUGCCAUUGUAAAGUUGUGAUAUUGUGUUACGAACGGGCGAGUUCACCGCUUCAUCUUCUGUCCUUCCUAAUCGUCGCCAAAUAAUUUUUUUCAAACUUUUCAAGCCUAAUUAUGAAAUCAACGUACGCUAAAUUAUCGACAAAAAUCCGCCCUGCAUAAAAAAAAAAAAAAAAAACUUACGUCUGUUAAUUGGCCUUUUAUUUAUUUAUUUAUUUAUUUAUAUUCUCUGAUUGUUACGAUAAUGACAACAUAAUUUACCGUCGCUUCUUUUUUUUCCUUUUUUCCCAUGCAUUUACCUUCCUUAAACUCUUUUUCUAUCUCUCUAACUAUCUCUUAGUGUUAAUAAGAAUAAAGUAUGUACACAUGUACAGAGGCGCGCAAAGCCCGCCUUCUUCACGGUGACAAUCUAAAAAGCAACAGGAAAAAAAAACAUGUUAUGAAGGAAUAAAUGGAUACAAUGAAUGUUUAAAAGUUGCAAAAAAAAUUAAAAUAAAAAUUACCAAAAAAAAAUGAAUAAAAAAAAUGAAACAAAAACUCGCAAGAAAGAGAAACAAAUUUAAAAGAAUAACUCACUGCCAAUUACAGUUGAGAUUAUAAACAGUUUGUUGUUACGGGCUUAAAAUAUUGAGACGUCAUGAUUUGUCGUUUAAAAGAACUUGCUUUUCAACUAGCUGACUGUUUGUUGUAUUCCCUAUUUGAUGGUUGUAUAAAUCAGAAUCUUGCAGAAUGAAGGGUGAAAAAGAAAAUAAAUUUGAAAAAAAAAAAAAUAAAAAAUUAACCAAGAAAAUCGUAGUCAGUACUCAUCGUAUUGCGACGUAUAAUCAUAUUUCAAAACAUAUUUCUUC
This is a messenger RNA of Neodiprion virginianus, 5589 nucleotides long. RefSeq names its product cAMP-dependent protein kinase type II regulatory subunit (gene Pka-R2). Gene Ontology annotation, cellular component: cAMP-dependent protein kinase complex. The coding region runs from base 1754 to 2920 and encodes 388 amino acids. Gene Ontology annotation, molecular function: cAMP-dependent protein kinase regulator activity. The record is from RefSeq and is a predicted model, not a curated record. NCBI's taxonomy places the organism in Eukaryota, Metazoa, Arthropoda, Insecta, Hymenoptera, Diprionidae. Gene Ontology annotation, biological process: regulation of protein phosphorylation. The transcript has 9 exons.